Molecule: messenger RNA, 1740 nt
Organism: Caenorhabditis remanei
Lineage: Eukaryota; Metazoa; Nematoda; Chromadorea; Rhabditida; Rhabditidae
Exons: 10
Coding region: 1-1740 (579 amino acids)
Source: RefSeq, a predicted model, not a curated record
AUGUCUCCCCCACUUUGGUUCGAAGAGAAUCGUCGACUCAUCACCCAUAUAGCUGAAGAAUCAGAGAACAUCGUCACUCCACUGAGUAUUCGAGGAUUUUGUGCAGAAUAUCGGGAGAAAAAUGGAGAGACGAGUUCGGUGACUUGUUUGGCAAGAAGAAUCGAGCGAUUCCGUAAUAAAAUCCAUGAAUUGGACUGUUUCAAUACGGAAAUGAAGGUGAAGAUGUUGUUCGCAGUGGGUGCUUCAAUUGAUGAGCAGUACUUGAAAGAAUUGAGAAAAGAUGCAGUGGUGGAGUUGGACGAUCGAAACAGAAUUGUUCGAUAUGAGAGAGGCGGAGUCGCUAUACAGGGAAAGCAUCACUCUCAAAUAAAUCCGCAAUGUCUGGAACAGGACAGAAACAUCCUGAACGCGUUCGCCGAAUUCACGAAUCAUGUGAAUUUCCCGAUUCGAAUGUCUCAUUUCAUCAGACAUUUCAAAGCGACCACUGGCAGCCACAAAUGUGAAAAUUCUCUUAGGGAUCGAUUCAAUCAACUGAAGGCUCAUAUUCACGCGAAUACCGAAUACGAUACUCACACUAGAGCACGAAUGAUCUUCUUUUCGAGUACACCGGUUGAUGAGGAGUUUCUUGCGGAACUCCGCAACGAUGCGGUUGUUGAAGUGGACAGCGAGGGACGAAUCACAAGAUAUGAAACAUACGACGGAGUGAUCGAAUUUUAUGGAGAACAUCGUAAUUGGGGAACGAAAGGAAACAGAAUGUCGAGUGUCGGAUUGAUUCAACCGAAACGGGAAGUGGAAGAUGAUGAUAAUAGUGGAGAAGAGGAAGAGGAGGAGGUGGAAGUCAGCAGAAUGGUCAGAAAACGUGGAAGCCCACCAACCCCAGCACAUGGACCAGCGAAAAAACGGCGAUUCUCGACGCCAUACUGCCAUCAUCCCAUCCCAAUUUCCCCAUCCGAUUCAUUGACAGACGUCGUCGCAUUCGCAUCGAAUACGGAUCAUCUGCAUCCCCAACUGAAAGUGAAACUGGAAUUCGAUUCGAUGGGAAAUGUGGUGGAGAAGAAGGAAACAGGAGGAGAACCCAAUGAUAUCAAUUUCGACAUUGAGAUGUUUCAAAGAGAACCGAAUCGUGGAGAACAAGAGCUCCUCGAAUUCAAUGAAGAAAUGCAGCCGUUGGUGAUGAUUGAGGAUCGAAAUGAGAACGUGGAGUUAGUUGUGGAAGAGAUGGAUGAGAAUGUAUCCGAGAGAAGUGACGAAUCGAUGCUCCCGCAUUUGGAGAGUUCCGAUAACUCGGAGAUUGUUGAAGAACAAGACGACCAUCAACCCGAUAUGCAUACAAAUGGAAAGGAGAUACUCGAAAUGCUCCGUGGACUCACUCUCACUUUGGAUUCUCCGAUUCUCUCGAAUCUUCGUGAAAUGAUUGAAAGAGAGAUUGAAGUGUAUCAAUCUGGAGAUAUUAAAAUGCCCAUCAACUACAUCAUAAUGAGCCUUCGAAUCGCUCUCCGCGCAUUCUUGAACGACGCGAAACCGCGCGAGUUGACGGAGGCGUCGAUCAGUAUUCAUGGAUUCCUGAUGAUGCUCAGCUACGGACUCAUCAAUUUAAAUCGAUCGUAUCUGGAAGAGUUACAGCGAGAGGUUUCGGAUGCUAUCAAAAAUCUCAAUUUUCAGGAUAAGAUCAUAUCGCUGAAGACAUUCGAAACCGUCAUGACGACUGUCAUCAUAGCACUCUCGUCUGGAAUUCACUGA